This is a messenger RNA of Symbiodinium natans, 1344 nucleotides long. The record is from the annotation of a GenBank genome assembly. NCBI's taxonomy places the organism in Eukaryota, Dinophyceae, Suessiales, Symbiodiniaceae.
AUGGCGGGCAUCGACCAAAAGCUGCAGCACGUCUCCGUGGAGGGGUACUUUCGGGCCGAGUGGACCGACCCCCGGCUGGCGCAAGACGACCCCUGCUCCUUGGGAGACAUAUACUUCGAUAACUCGCUGAAUGAAUGGUACGGAGCGGGCUCCCUCUUCCUGUAUCCAGACGGGAGUGUCUACCGGUCAGUGCGCUACAACCAUGUGCUGCGCUGCCCUAUGCACUUUGGGCGCCUUCCCUUCGACGAGCAGCAAUGCUUCGUCAUGAUGGCGUCCUACUCUGCCGACGUCGCGAACAUUAACACCAGUGCGUUCACCAACGGCGCAAUCAUCAUUCCUGAUGGGUACGAUGGCACCACCGAGUGGGAGCUGGCCAAAGUAUUCGGGGAAGUUACAACCGAAUGGUUUGGCGUUGGCGCAAAUCGUCGAGGCUACAGGUACGUCUGGAUCUAUCUAGAUCUCAAGCGACGACAUAGUGCCUAUCUGCUAUUCAUCUUCUCCACCUGCAUUUUGUUUUCCCUCGUCGCGUGGGCUGGGCUCUUCAUCAACCGGACUAUUGCGCCUGCUCGGGUCACCAUUGCCGUGAUCCCCGUGCUCAUCAUGCUUAAUCUGCAGAAUAGUGUCACGACAAUGCUGCCGCCCUUGAACUACCUGACGUGGUUGACGAGCUUCCUGUUUUUGAUGACCAUGUUCAGCCUGUCCGUCGUCUUCGAGUACGGCCUGGUGUCCUUCUUAAUGCAUGUCGAGGCAGCGAGAGAUCGACAGUUCGAAGCCUUCAAGACCGUGGCUUCUGCAAUGAAGAAGAAAGCCGAUGAUGAGGAUGCGGCUGUGCAAGAACAUGAGUUCCACAACCACGAGCCUUGCAAGACGCCGUUGGUCUUUCCUUCGCGAGACAAGUCUGAGGCCCUGCGGGGUACGGCGGGUGGCCGGCCGGCAGAAGCUACAGAGCUGCGAUCGAGGAGGAGCCAGGCAUUCGCAGACACGGACCUCGAUCCGGCCCAAAAGCUCGCCAAGCAGAUCGCUCAAGUCUACGCCAUGUUCGACCGCGACCACUCCGGAGACCUCGGGCUCCGAGAAGUUCAGCUGGGCUUUCGAAAGCUCGGGCAGUACUUCUCCAUGGAUCAAGUCCGUGAGAUCUUCCAUCGCCUGGACGUUCAUGAGGACAUGCUGGUGGCCAAGGAUUUCCAGCGGCUGCUGCUGAAUGUGCACGCGUACAUGCCGGGCAAGGCUUGGACCAUCAGCUUUUGGGAGCUGCAGCCCUCUCUCCAGGUCGACAUCGCCUUUCGCUACAUCUAUUUUGCCGGUGUGGUCACCGCAGUCGUCGUAUGGCUCGCGCAUUGGUGA